This is a messenger RNA of Gaeumannomyces tritici R3-111a-1, 1543 nucleotides long. RefSeq lists its product as hypothetical. Lineage: Eukaryota; Fungi; Ascomycota; Sordariomycetes; Magnaporthales; Magnaporthaceae. The record is from RefSeq and is a predicted model, not a curated record. The transcript is spliced from 3 exons. The coding region runs from base 361 to 1365 and encodes 334 amino acids.
CAUACCUAGUAUGUCGGCCAUGCCCAUGGUCCCCGUAUCAUUGUCCGCUCGCACGUCCGCUGCUGGCUUCACUCGCUCGGCACAGCACCAAGCCGUCUAGCACCCCGGGGCUUAUAAUUGAGUUUGACAGGGCUGUGGUAUAGCGUCCCCAACGGUCCGCCCCCCUGGCCGUCAUUAUACUUACUCGCGGCGCCCUUCCCACACCCCCUCGAGGUAGGGAGAGGGAUAAAAAGGAGAGAAGACACACAUCGCGGGACGGGCGACCACCACUAUGCGCGCGUGCAGAACCAGCCGCCGCUCGCAUCGCAGCCCAACACCGACCCGCAGUCCAGUCCUCCGCGCUAGCCGCCCAGGAACACAAUGGACGAAAACAAAGGCCCCAGCAUCGUGGCGACCGCCUGGUCCUUCACGGCCGCGUCGUUCCUCUUCAUGGCCCUGCGCUUCUGGGCCAAGGUCUCGCGGUCCGAGGGCUCCCUCUGGUGGGACGACUGGAUCCUGCUGAUAUCCUGGGUCCUCACGUACGCGACGGCCCUCCUCAACACCAUCAUGGUGUACGCGCUGGGCUCGGGGCGGCACAUCUUCGCCGUCGACCCCCGCAACCUAGGCCCCAUCACGCUCAUGGCCAACAUCGCCGGCACGACAUCGAUCCUGGCCGCGCAGCUGAGCAAGACGUCCUUCGCCAUCACGCUCCUCCGCAUCGCGAUCGACCCCUGGAUCCGCGCCGCCGUCUGGUUCUCCAUCGUCACCAUCAACCUCACCAUGACGGCCAACUUCAUGGUGCAGUGGCUGCAGUGCUACCCGUCGGAGCGGUACUGGAAUCCGUCCGUGCCGGGCACCUGCUGGACCCCCGGCGUCCAGUCCAUGAUCUCGCUUGUCAUGGCCGCCUACUCGGGCGCCAUCGACAUCCUGCUGUCGCUGGUCCCAUGGAAGAUUGUCAUGUCGCUGCAGAUGAAGCGCGCCGAGAAGAUCGGCGUCGCCUCGGCCAUGAGCAUGGGUAUCUUUGCUGGUGCCGCCGCAUGUAUCAAGGCUGCCUACAUACCAGGGCUAGCGGCCGGCGACUUCACUUUCGACUCGGCCGAGCUGUUGAUCUACUCGUACGUGGAGAUCGGCCUGAGUAUCAUCGCCGCGUCUAUUCCGGCCAUGAGGGUGCUGGUUCGCGACAAAAUCAACUCCACCAGACAACCCUCCAAGGGAACCGUGCAGUCCCAGACCUUGGUAUCAAGGCCCAUGACUGCAAGGCAAAGAAGCGACCUCGAAGCUCUGGCGCCCAACCAAAUACGCCAAAAACUGUCAUUUACCGUCGAGUACGAGCGCGAUAGUCCCCCUAGUGGGCGGCCCAAUAAUUUUGUCGAAAAGACCCUGUGAUACCCAAGUUUGAGUUGAGGAUAGGAAGUCUCGUUGCGUCAAACAGUUACGAAACAAUAAACUUUACAAAGCCCGAACAUAGUAAUACCAUAAGUUUAGAUACAUGGCUUAGAAGAAAACACACCUGAGAAGUCCCUAGCUGAAUUCCAAUUUGGCCCGCUCUCUGUCUCUUGACCGG